AAAAUUGGCCCGUCAGGGCUCCGUUCCAACAUGGUCAAAGGGUCAGUCAGUUAGUAGCCAGUCGUUCCACCAAAUCACGAUACCGGGACUGGUCCCGGUUGUGGCACCGCUCUCACCCUCCAUGUUGUCAAGGUUUCUUUGGGUUCUCGAACGGAUUUUUCGACGAUGCAACGAUGUCCUUUCAGAAGUCAAGGCGUUUUCGUUUGCACGAGGGUCGAGUCGUUGGAUUUUUGCCGAAGUUGUGGGGCUCAACGGUGUGAAGCGACAUCUCCGUCUCGGGACCAACUCUGCCUGUAACGAACCAGGUCACCCCAGCGAUGGCCGAUAAGAACCAGAAACUCACUCAGGCCGAGUUGUUGGAGUUGUUGAGCCCACCGCCCUUCAACCAGAAGAAGUGCGUACCACCGGACGCGGUGAUCUUGACCUCCCCGGAGGAGCGUUGGUGGAGGUCUGAUUCACCUCGAUUGCCCGGCGACCAGUUCCCAGACGUCCCACCUCCCAAGGUGGAUCCAACCAUGUCUGCGACCACAGGCUCCAAGGGGCAUGGCCUGCGACAAGGGCCCAUCCUCUUCCAGACCACCGCGCAGACUGGCUGUGGGACUGCAGCUCAUUUCAAGAUGGAGGAAGGCGUGCCACCGGUGAUCUCUGGCUUCAGUGGACACUUCCCAGGGAAGCAGGGCGCCAAUGUCAUUGGCGCCACCUUUGACAAGUCCUACACUGAAUCCUUGUCUCAUACCAUCUCUUUGGGAAAGUGAGCAGCGCCAGAAGUAGAGACCACAGCCGGCCUGUCGACGGUUUUUUGGCAUCGUUUUUGGUGAGGAGGAGUAUGUUCGGGC
Molecule: messenger RNA, 836 nt
Organism: Durusdinium trenchii
Lineage: Eukaryota; Dinophyceae; Suessiales; Symbiodiniaceae
Source: the annotation of a GenBank genome assembly